Molecule: messenger RNA, 1803 nt
Organism: Cladocopium goreaui
Lineage: Eukaryota; Dinophyceae; Suessiales; Symbiodiniaceae
Source: the annotation of a GenBank genome assembly
AUGUCCCCUCAUCAGUCAGGGGCGCCCACGACCGUUGAGAUUCUGUUUUGUGGCCCGGCCAGCAUGUAUGAGAAGUCACUUUUGGAGGGGGGCGGAACAGGAUCUCAUCAGUCGGGGGAUGACACCUGUCUUGACGUUCAUGCGAAAUGGCUGAAGCUUGGAAAUAGAUGGCUAGAGGAGUUCCCAUGGCUUGACCGCAAAAGAGAUGGCAGCGGUCGCGUGGUCCUGGCGUUUUGCAAAGCUUGCAAGCUUUACGGAGACUUCCAUGCCGAAUUUCGCACAUGUAAAUCCCUCCAGAAAAGCCACUUUGAGGAGCAUUCGAAGACCAAAAGGCACCAAGCUGCAGUUAGCAAUCCAGACAUCCGAUUGGGCAUCGUGGCUCCCCCCGUGCCGGUUUUUGUAGAGGCUUUGCAGCUUGUCCGGCAAGGGAAAGCAGGCGGUCCCCAAGGCACAAAGACUUUGAAACGAGAGAAGCUCCUGAAGGCCAAGUUCUGCUUGGCGGAAGCUUUGCGGAUCCAGUCCCGCUUGCGACUGCUGGAUUGCAAUUGUCUUACCUUACAUUCAGAUGCUUCAAAGGGAAGGUUGGUGCUGCGAGGCCAGGGCUGCGGGGCGGAGCUCAAACCUGUGCAUGUCUUGCUCGGGUGCAAGAAACUGGAGGAAUUCGACGCUCAGGGGAUCGUAAAGUGUAUCCUGUCCAUGUUAGUAGAGUUUUGCACGCCGUUCCUGCGUGUCGAUUGGUUCCAAGACGCCAAACAUCAGGAGGCCAUGGGUUCUGCGGCAUGCCCAGUCCAGGAAGCCCCUGAGCUCACUGGUCAGCGCAAUCCGACCUCUGUUCCUGGGUCUUGUCCCGACCUGGACAAACAUUUGCUAAAGCAUGUCCUACAGAUGGUUGAAGUGUUCAACGCAGACGCUGCUGCAGACGAACAAUUAGCAGGGCAACUCCUGGCGUCCGACGUCUCUGCGAUCGUGGAUGCUGCUACAUUUGGGGCAAGACGCGGUGAUGGGGUGAUUGAGGCAACGGAAGUCGCCACUGCAAGCUUCAAGCAGGUGUUCCCAAACCUUAAGGUAAUUAACAGGGACAAGCCGCACGGGGCCAGGAGAAUUGUUUCGAGAACUUUUAAGUGCGAUCCCGUGCUGAACAACUUGGUGGACAAGGUCUUCAUGUCGUCAGAUUCCAUAGUUCAGCAGAUCCACUUCAGCGAUGUAGUGCGUCAUGUGUAUGCACAAAACGUGCGCGCCAUGCAAUUCACGCCUCUGUGGAAAGAAAUGUCUGAGAAAUUUUCCGCUGCCAAGCAUCGCUUCGACACAUGGAGCAUGCCUUUCGCAAAAGUUUACCUGACUUUGGAGGCGGUCGUCAGAACCGCACAACUGCACGAGGAAAGGAAACAUGAAAAAGUUGGCCACGCAGGUAGGACAUUCCUUGGCUUGCUUUCUGAGGAAACCGUGGUGCUCAUGGGUAUGCUGGCGGACGCAGGGGGGGAAAAUCUGCAACUGACCAGACGCCUGGAUUCAGAAAGGGUCACGUCUGGAAGCUUAGCCCUAUUGGUGCAGCAAUUUGUGAUGCGCUUAGAAGUAUUGUUUGUCAAUGGUGCUGUGAAAAAGACCGGCUACACGGCGCAUGUCUUGAAAGUCUUGGAGACGCCAAAAAAUCCAAAAACACUCUGCGUGGACAAGGUGGUGAAGCGUCUUGGUGGCUUGCCCCGGCAGCAGUUGGCUGUUAUUGUAUGCAACUGCUUGAAACGAUUCAGUUCUUGGGUGAGAUUGGCGCAGGAAGUCGUCGCAGCUUUAGUUCCCAUACUUUGA